AUGAAUCCUAGCAUAGAGUUCAUUGAGGACAAGUCUGUUUUCUCAACCCCUCAUCUGUGUUUUUCCCAGAUGCUGUCGUUAUUGCCAACACGGACUCUCAGGCUGUUGGAAUUUGUGGGCUUUUCUGGUAACAAAGAGUUUGGUCUUGAGCAGCUCCAGGAGGGCUCCGCUGAGCACACGUUUAGGUCUUUCCUGUGUAACAUGUUGUUGCUUUGCUAUCACACCUUCAUGAGCUUCAUUUUAGGCACUGGAGAGGGAGAUGUAGAAGAUGCAGAAAAGCUUCUGCAGCCUUAUCUGAAAAAGUAUCCAAAGGUUGCUCUCAGCAGCAUGACUGCUGACAAACAAAGCUGA
Molecule: messenger RNA, 351 nt
Organism: Sinocyclocheilus grahami
Lineage: Eukaryota; Metazoa; Chordata; Actinopteri; Cypriniformes; Cyprinidae
Product: tetratricopeptide repeat protein 39A-like
Exons: 4
Coding region: 1-351 (116 amino acids)
Source: RefSeq, a predicted model, not a curated record